Molecule: messenger RNA, 1965 nt
Organism: Ichthyophthirius multifiliis
Lineage: Eukaryota; Ciliophora; Oligohymenophorea; Hymenostomatida
Exons: 1
Biological process (GO): nucleotide catabolic process
Molecular function (GO): hydrolase activity
Source: RefSeq, a predicted model, not a curated record
AUGAUUUAUUUAAAAUCUUAUAUUAUUAAUUUCUUAGUUAUAAUAUAUAUUUCCUUAUCAUCAACUCAAGAUUUAUAUGUAGAUAUAUUGGGAACAAAUGAUGUUCAUGGGGCUGCUAUAGAAUUAAACAAGAAAUAAGACGAAUAAGAAUAUAUGAGAGGAGGAUUUAAAUUAUUAUCUGGCUUAGUUAAUAUUCUAAGAAAAGAUAAUCCUAAAGGAGUCCUAUGGUUAGAUGGGGGAGACUAAUUCUAAGGAACUUUAGAGAACUAUAAAACUAGUGGUGAAUUAAUAACUGACUUUUACAAUCUGAUGGAUUUAGAUGCUACAACUAUAGGGAAUCAUGAAUGGGAUUGGGGAAAAGAUAGAAUAAUAAAAUUUAUCAAUAAUGCUCAAUAUCCUUAUCUUGUUGCUAAUAUGGAAAGAAAAUCCCCUGAAGAAAUAUAGGAAAUAUUAAAAACAAUUAGUGAUUAAAAAGCUAAGGAUGAAUUGAAUAAAUCACUUGAAAAAUUAGUUUAAGAUUAUGAUAACAAAUUAAUGAAAACUAAAGUUUUUGAAUUUCAUGAUGGAUAAAUUAAAAUAGGAGUAAUUGGUCUUACAACUAUUGAAACUUAUACAUCAACAUCAAUGCCACCUAUAGAUUAUGAUAUUGAUGAUUAAUAUGCUUAAAUAGUAAUUGAAUAGAGUCAAAAACUAAGGGAAGAAGAAGGAGUACAUGCAGUUUUAGUAGUAUCUCAUAUUGGAAUUCUUUGUUCGCCUGAAAAUGUUAAUGAAUUUAAAAGAUAUAGAGUUAGAACGAUUUAUAAUUUGAAAAAUAAUAGUGUAAAAUGCAAUGAAAGAGAAAUAGCUAAAUUUAUUCAUAAAAUUCCUGAAGGAACUAUUGAUGGUUGGGUAGCAGGACAUGUACAUGAUACGGUUCAUAAUUUCUUGAAUGGAAUUCCUAUUGUUUAGAAUCCCUUAGGAGGUUAAUAUGCUAAUGUAAUAAGAUUAAAUUUCAAAUAUGAUGAAAACUAAUAUAGGGUUGACUCUAAAAAAACUUUAAUAUAAGGUCCGAUUCCUCUCUGUAGUCAUGUCUUUAAAUAAAAUAUGAGAUGUGAUACUGUACCUAAAGAUAAAAAUAUGAAAGUAUUUAAAUUCAAAAACUCUACUCUCACUUCAGAAAUAGAUUAAAGAGUUUUGGAUUUGUUUAGUUCAGAUAAGUAUAAAGGUGUUGUCGACUUAGUAAUGAAAAUGAGAUAAAAUGUUAUUUUUAGUGUAGAUGAUGACUUUUUAAACAUUAAAACUGAUUUUAACCCUUUAGGAGCUUUAUUAGGAUAAGCCUUAAAAAGAAAUUUCCUUUCCAAAAAUUAAGAUUAUGAUCCUAAUAAAGUUAUUUCUAUAUUAGGAUAUGGAGGAUUUAGAUCUGAAUUUUUCGCAGGCGAAGUUUCUGAAGCUGAUAUGAAUACUAUGUUCCCUUUUAAAGGAAAUGUUGCUUCUUUUAAUGUUACUGGCGAUUAACUUUUGAAAAUGACAACAAUUUUAUAAAGUGGAAAAAGAGCCUUUUAUUCAUAUACUGGACUUUAUAUGAAAGUUACUAAAGAACCUUCUUUAUCUUUUAUUGAAGGAAGUGCAAGACUUGAUAAUGGAGAUAUUGUAAAUUCUGACGAUUAAUUUACAAUUCUUACAUUCUCAUUUAAUGUUUUAAAUGCUGGCGGUGAUGAUUUUAAAACUGUUUUUAGUUAAGGGGUAAUUGACAAAAGUAAAUUAUAAUAUUAAAUACUUGGAGGAGAUUUAGAAUAUAUUAGUGCAGGAUUUGAGAACAAAGUUUAUAAAUUAAAAGAUAUAUAGGAUAAUAAUAAUCUUAUUGUUGUUUAAUCUAGAAAUGAAAAAAUUAAAUUUUUUAAUAAAAGAGAAAAUAUCAUUAAGAAGAAAUUGAAAAAAAUUAAUAAUAAUAAUCAAAAUAACAAAAAAAACAAAAAAAGCAAUUGA